UUCGCUGAGACGCCUAACUGCGGCGAUCUGCAUUUCUCUCUCACCUUCACUUCAUUGAAGAUCUUAUUUUUCCCCAGAUUUUUUUUUCUUCUUGUAAGCCACAACUUUGCCGCAGAGCUACAUAGAUGCCAUGGAAGAGAAUUUGUGACUAACUACACCUUUCAAUAGAUGCCUUGGGCUUCCCAUUUAAAGACUCUUUGACGCCCCUGCGGAUUUUAUGGAGUGUGACAUUUUGGACAUACGUGCCAAAUUUGGAAGGAAAUAGGCAAAAGGAUGGCUGAUGGAAGUAGUGCGACGUGCUGAAGGUUUCUCUCAAGCAAGACACCGCAGAAAGUUCCGAGAUGACGACGGUGUCCAUGGAAUCUGUCAAAGUCCUGGUUGAAAGGAGCGCCAAUGCCACCGAACCCCCUCAGAGCUCCCACGAGGACCCGGCCGCCACCGCCGCCAUCGGCACCAUUCUCUCUGUCAUGUUUCUUGUGGGAGUCUUGGGAAACAUCUACACCCUGGUGGUGAUGUGCCAUUCCAUGCGGAGCGCGGCCUCCAUGUACAUUUAUAUCAUAAACCUAGCUUUGGCGGAUCUGAUGUAUCUCCUCACCAUCCCCUUUGUAGUUUGCACACACUUCCUCAAGCGCUGGUACUUUGGGGACGUGGGCUGUCGGAUCCUCAUUAGCGUGGACUUUCUAACCAUGCACGCCAGCAUCUUCACGCUGACAGUCAUGAGCACCGAGCGCUACUUGGCAGUCCUCAAGCCAUUGGAUACGGUGAAGCGCUCGAAAAAGUACCGGAAAGCUAUCGCCGUGCUGGUUUGGGGCGCCUCUUUGAUUCUGACUUUACCAAUGAUCGUAAGCAUUCAGCUGACCGAGAUGGGCGGCAAGGCUAUGUGUCUUCCUACCUUGUCGGCCCUGUCCUACAAGAUUUACAUCACCUUCCUGUUUUGCACAAGCAUUGUUGCUCCGGGUCUGAUCAUUGGUUACCUCUACAUCCAGCUUGCUCGGACUUACUGGGUUUCGCAGACUGUGACCUUCAAAACGACCAAUAAGCUUCCUAAUCUGAAGGUUCUCUACCUGAUUUUCACCAUUGUGCUCCUGUUUUGGGCAUGUUUCUUGCCUUUUUGGAUCUGGCAACUCCUGGGUCAGUACCAUCCGUCACUGCCCCUGUCCUCCACGGCCAAGCGCAACAUCAAUUACCUGACAACAUGUCUGACGUACUCCAACAGCUGCAUAAACCCCUUCCUAUACACACUGCUUACCAAGAACUACAAGGACUACGUGAGGAAACACAACCGGUCGUGGUCGGCCGGGAGUUUUUUUGACAGGAGGGGGCGUUGGCAGCGCUCGCCGCGCAGGUCGCCGUCCGCGAGCAGUCAGCAGUGUACGGAGAGCUUCAUGCUCACGCACACGGCGUCCUUGCGUGCACAUAACAGCAGCUUGUGAGUGAGAUCUGACUGAACUUUGCUGAAUGAAGAAGGACCAAAGAACAUGAAAAUAGCACUUGGAUGAACUGUAUAGAGUAAGUGGAAACGUGUGCACAACAACAGAUGUGUUAAUAAAUGUUAAGCUUUUAGAGACUGUGUACUAAACAAACAUGCAUAUUAAUACAUAUGUGCUCAUUUGUAUUUCCUAUGAAUAAAACAUGGGAGGGAACUUUGUGCUAGUAAGUAUACCAUCUGAGCUCUUUGUUAUGCUAUAUGUGAGUCUGCAUGGUUGGCUUCAGUUUGCUGUGCGUAUUAAAAAAAUGAAAAGAAAAUCGGUUAUCGUGACGUCACUAGAAUAAAUCUGCAUGAUUCCAAGGGGAAAAACGCAUUGAAAUAUGUUGAGAAGGAAGUUUUAAUGAACUGAAAACGAUGUUGUGUUCUCAAAAUAUUAGGAAUACAGGUAGUCCCCGAGUUACGAAUGAGUUCCGUUCUUCGCUGGCGACGUAAAACGAAUUUCCGCGUCGGAAUUAAAAAAUUAAGUAAAUCCCUAGACUUCAUUAUGUAUUCACGGGGCCGAUAAAUAGGGGGCCCGCAUUGUUGGCGAGGCCGUCAAAGCUGACCGAGUGGAAUCACAGACAAAGAGCUUUUUUCGUUCAAAAUUCUGGUGAAUAAAUGCUUAAAUCCCCAAAUUCUUUAUAGAUAUGGACGUAAAACAGCCUCGAUUCUUGGUUAAAAGCGGGAAAAAAAAAAAUCAAAAUUCAAAAUUGUCCGAUAUGCAUGUGUGAUACAUCAUUGGAAAGCUUAAAAUCUCAACUUUUGGGGGGGAAGAAAAAUUUUAAAUAGGGGGGCUUUUUUUUUUUUUUUAAAUAUUUUUUUAAACCCUAACUGGAGGCGAGAACAUGCGAAAGCAGAAUUAAAGACGCCACGAUUUUGACGAGAUAUUACAUACCAUGUUUCGAUCCAAAAAAUCCAUGGCGCAUGUAUCGCCGAGUGUCAAGACACAGCUGUGAAUGGCCACAGCCGGAUUUUUUUUUUUUUUUUUAUGGGUGAAACAUGGUGAUAUAACAGGGGUCGCGAUGCAGAAUUCGCAGACAACAAGGAGUGAUUGAGAUGUUUUUUAUAUAUAGUUACCAUUUUAAACGUUAUUUUUCAAUUUUUUUUGUUUUGUUUGGAUCGAUUAUUUAUCAUCUAACAUAUCAGGGAAAAUGCGACAGUAACAAAAAAAAUACAAUUAAGCGAUAGUUAUGAGGUAGAUAUCGGUGACUUUUUUACAGACGCCAAAUUUUUCAUUGUGACGGAAUUUAAAAGUUUAAAAUAUGCGAGUGAAUAAUUUUUUUUAAUCGUUUUUUUUUUUUUGGGACGAAAUAUUAGACAUCAAUUAAUGAUUCUAAGCUAAAAAUGACAUUUUGAAUAAAAAAUAUAAUUACUUACCUUCUUUUUAUGCCUAGGUUGAAACAAAAGCGAUUGCACGACCUCUGUAAACGGGGGUUUUCAGGGUAAAACGGACAAAUUAAAAAUAGUUCGGAGGCUUAGUGCGCCAUGAAUCCGCUAUGACAGCAUAUAGACAUAUUGUUCUAUCAAACACAACAGUUCUUUCGGCUUAAAAUACAGCAGUUUAUUUUAAAGAGGGGUGCAAGAGAGAAACUGCUUGUUCAGUCUUGUCUGUGUUUCCGCUGUAAAUAUGUCGAAGUACAAUGCUAGUCUGUUAGUGAAUGUAGCUAGCGGCCGCCUGAUCUAAAGAGAGCUUUUCCGGUGAAAAUUCUUGUGAAUUAGUCCUUAAAUCCCCAAAUUCUUUAUAGGUAUGGACGUAAAACAGUCUUGACUCUUGGUUUAAAAAAAAAAAAAAAAAAAGUGCAGUUAGCAUUUAUUUUACGUAAAUAUGUCGAAUUACAAUGCUUGUCUGUUACUGAAUGUAGCUAGCGGCUGCCUGAUGUAAACAGAGCUUUUCUGGUGAAAAUUCUUGCGAAUAAAUGCUUAAAUCUUAGAUUCUUUUAUAGAUAUGGACGUAAAACAGUCUCGAUUCUUGGUCAAAAGCAAAACAAGCCUGCAGUUAGCGUUUAUUUUACACAAAUAUGUUGAAGUACAAUGCUAGUCUGUUAAUGAAUGUAGCUAGCGGCCACUUGAUGUAAACUGAGCUUUUCCGGUGAAAAUUCUUGUGAAUAAAUGUUUAAAACCCCUAAUUCUUUAUAGAUAUGGAUGUAAAACAGCCUCAUUUCUUGGUUAAAAGCAGAAAAAAGUGCAGUUAGCAUUUAUUUUUACAUAAAUAUGUCGAUGUACAAUGCUAGUCUGUUAGUGAAUGUAGCUAGCGGCUGCCUGAUGUAAACAGAGCUUUUCCGAUGAAAAUUCUUGUGAACAAAUGCUUAAAUCCCAGAAUUCUUUAUAGAUAUGGAUGUAAAACAGUCUCGAUUCUUGGUAAAAAACACAAAGAAAAUAACGCACAGUUAGCAUUUAUUUUACGUAAAUAUGUCGAUGUACAAUGCUAGUCUGUUAGUGAAUGUAGCUAUGGGCCACCUGAUGUGAACAGAGCUUUUCCGGUAAAAAUUCUUGUGAAUGAAUGCUUAAAUCCCUGAAUUCUUUAAAGAUAUGGACGUAAAAGAGUCUCGAUUCUUGGUUAAAAGCAAGAAAAAAACGUGCAGUUAGCUUUUAUUUUAUGUAAACAUGUCGAAGUACAAUGCUAGUCUGUUAGUGAAUGUAGCUAGCGGCCGCCUAAUGUAAACAGAGCUUUUCCAGUGAAAAAUCUUGUGAAUAAAUGCUUAAAACCCCGAAUUCUUCAUAGAUAUGGACGUAAAACAGUCUCGAUUCUUAGUUGAAAGCAAAAAAAAAAAAAAACGUGCAGUUAGCAUUUAUUUUACGUAAAUAAGUCGAACUAUGAUGCCAAUGCAGUAGCGGCUAAUUUCUCAGAGUGAUUUUUUUUCACGACGUUUCAGAAUGCAGGCGUGGUACGAAAAAUAUGAUAAUUACCUUGAGUCCUCGUACAAAUCACUCCUGAGAGACAAUCCUUCCUGUUUGUAUGCAGAACUUCUUUCGUACUUUAUCAACAGGAAUCCGGAGUUAGAUAGCUGCGUGCGGUUGUUUGUGAAUAGCUCCUCUUGAUGUGGGCGGCCCCCUACUUGAAUGCGAGGCACAGUGCUAUCCUAUCUGACCUGUCAAUACAUUAUGAAGUCGAUGGUAAAUCUCAAAAUAGCUAUCCAAAAAGCCUGAAGGUAUUGUAUUUUGUUAAGUGAUGGAGGAUACACUGCCGCCCUCUGGUGGCAGCGUUGGGUCUGGCUGGACUGUCACCUUAUGACAUAGGAGCAGACUAAAGGAUAGGUGCGCUCUGGUUUGGCCCACAUAUGGCUGUAAGUCGUUUCCACUAAUAUACAUUUGUGUAUGCAUUUUUCAUUAAGUUUACAGCUACAGUUUGUGGAGUUACGUGUGAGAGAUCUGCUAUAAGAUUUGUAAAUACGCUAGCAUUCGUAGCAUUUAAGCAAACAGAGUUUUGUUUGGCAAACUAAACAUUUAAUCUACUAAAUUUACAAAUUAAUCAGACUAGAUGGACGUUUGAACACCAAUUGUUUUGUGUCAAGUUUUUAUUUGCCAAAAUGUGUGACGUUUUGAACAUAAGUGUACAUAUAUGUGGUAUAACUUUACAAAUUGUCAAACCUGAAGGAAGUAAAAAGCUUCAAAAAGCACAAUUGCCUUGUUUAAUGUCUGUCAAACUGAACAACUUGAAGUUUAGUGAAGACAGAACACGUCAUAUUCAUAAAGUAAAGUAAAAAAAUAAGACACUGUGAGGUACAAUACGGCACUAUUUAUUGACUAAAAAAAGAAAAAGACAAAGAGACAAAAUGGCGGACGAGACAGCGGUGUCGUAAUGUCAAAAUCGCGUAAAUCGAGUACGUUGUAACCCGUGGACUACCUGUGUUUGUUUAGCUGUAAUAGUUCUGUACCAAAGAUACAAAGGUGCAUUUAAUACAGUAAAACACAAAAAAUAUCACACAUUAGUUCCACUUUUUCAUAGUUUUUUUUUUUUUUAUACAUAUAUAAAUAAGGGAAGAAAAUGUAAUAUUUUAGUGAGAAAAGGCCACAUAAAUUGUUAUAUGUUAAGUUGAUGUAUAGUAUUUAGCUUUAAUGAAAUCUGUAAACUAUCAAAUGAAGUAACAUUCAGUCUUUCUUUUCCAAGCGAUUGUAUUUUGUUGGUUCAAAAGAAAAAUUGAUGUCAGAAAAGUGUUUAAUAAAAUUGUGUUGAAUCUGCGUGUGUGCUGUAUUUCUUCUCAUUUAAACAUUAACAUUAAACAUCAGACACAUAACGUGGUGUGUAGUGAUAUUUGCUUUGAAUGUUAAAUUCAUUGCAGUAUUUAUUUGAUAUUUUUAGAAUCAAUUUUGUGGCGGCUCGAUCAUGCUGUGA
Molecule: messenger RNA, 5801 nt
Organism: Corythoichthys intestinalis (scribbled pipefish)
Lineage: Eukaryota; Metazoa; Chordata; Actinopteri; Syngnathiformes; Syngnathidae
Gene: uts2r1
Product: urotensin-2 receptor
Exons: 5
Coding region: 342-1433 (363 amino acids)
Biological process (GO): blood vessel diameter maintenance; neuropeptide signaling pathway; regulation of blood pressure
Cellular component (GO): plasma membrane
Molecular function (GO): urotensin II receptor activity
Source: RefSeq, a predicted model, not a curated record